AUGCCAUCAGCAUCAUCGCAGACACGCUGCAACCUGCCUAAUGGUUGGGCUCCCGCGUCUACACGGCUGGCUCCCUACGGGGACACUGGGAGUUGGAGGGGACCUCCUGGGAUCGGCGCUGGGCUGCAGAACGUGGGAAACACGUGCUACGUGAACGCAGCCCUGCAGUGUCUGACCUACACACCACCCCUCGCCAGCUCGAUGCUGUCCCAGGAGCACUCCCGAAGCUGUGGGAAGCACACCUUCUGUGUGCACUGUGCUCGGCAGGCUCACGUGACCCGGGCCCUCGGCCGUCCCGCAGAUGUGAUCCGGCCUCCUCCCACACUGCUCACCGCCUUCCACACCCACAGGCAGGAAGAUGCCCAUGAGUUUCUCCUGUUCACGCUGGAUGCCAUGCAGCAAGCGUGGACGCAGGAGGACAAGCCUUCAGGGCCUCAGGCUGACGACAGCAGCCUCAUCCGGCAAAUCUUCGGAGGGUACUGGAGGUCGCAAAUCCAGUGUCUCCGCUGCCAGGGAGUUUCCAGCACUUUGGACCCUUACCUGGACAUUAGCCUGGAUAUCAGGGCAGCUGAGAGUGUGAGCCAAGCUUUGCAGCAGUUGGUGCAGCCCGAACGGCUCGACGGGGAAAAUGCCUAUCGUUGUAGGACGUGUCUCGACAAGGUACCUGCGUCCAAGACGUUGACUCUGCACACAUGCUCCAAGGUCCUGAUGCUCGUAUUGAAACGAUUCUCCCAUUUCACGGGCAACAAACUGGCUCAGGAAGUCCAAUAUCCUGAGUGCCUGGACAUGCAGCAGUACAUGUCUGAGCCGAAGGCGGGAUCCAGGAUUUACGUGCUCUACGCUGUCCUGGUGCACGCGGGAUGGAAUUGUCAGCGCGGACAUUACUUCUGUUACGUCAGAGCUGGGAAUGGCCAGUGGUACAAAAUGGAUGAUGCGAAGGUGACCGCCAGCGAUGUGACUUCUGCCCUGAGCCAACAAGCCUAUGUCCUCUUUUACAUUCAGAAGAGUGAAUUGGAAAGAGACCGAGUGUGGGGGCCAGGUGGUGGGGAAUCCACAUCCCCACAGGCUGGCCACGCACACAGGCGUGGGGUCCAAGGGGGCCCUGAGACAGACCCCAACAUCAAGGAUCCUGAGUUGGAGGAUCGUGGGGAAGACACACCAGGGCAACCGAUCACGUUAGAAGAGUGGAGACUCCUCCAGGAAAGUCGCCGUCCCAGGUCUGAAUUCAACCUCAGGAAGAUAGAAUCGGCUCUUCCCGCCCAUGCCGUCUUAAUUCACCAGUCCAAAUACAGAGAGGAGGGGGGAAAGGAACCUCGUGAACAAAACAUCUACCCACUCAACAAUUCAUCCAGAGACAACCCACCUCACGGGGCAACAGACAUUGACAAAGUCCCUUGUCUCAUUUGA
Messenger RNA from Hyaena hyaena (striped hyena), 1407 nucleotides. RefSeq names its product ubiquitin carboxyl-terminal hydrolase 17-like protein 6. Bases 1 to 1407 code for a protein of 468 amino acids. Gene Ontology annotation, biological process: protein deubiquitination; regulation of apoptotic process. Lineage: Eukaryota; Metazoa; Chordata; Mammalia; Carnivora; Hyaenidae. Gene Ontology annotation, cellular component: nucleus; cytosol. Gene Ontology annotation, molecular function: cysteine-type deubiquitinase activity; cysteine-type endopeptidase activity. The transcript has a single exon. The record is from RefSeq and is a predicted model, not a curated record.